AUGGCAAACCUGGCAGACGAUCCCGUUUUUGACGGAAGAAAUUGGCUCAAAUGUGUUACUUACGUUUCAAAUCGUCAGGAUACAUAUCCUUACAUCGACCCGACAAAAGGUGACCUUACUGGAAAGUCAGUCUUGGUUACAGGCGCAUCGAAAGGAAUCGGAAAGGCGGCCGCAGUUCGGUUUGCUAUGGCAGGAUGCUCCAAGAUUUUGCUCGCCGCCCGUUCUGAUAUGUCGAACGUUGAAGUGGCAGUCAAAAAAGCCGCCAAGGCCUCCAACAAACCCGAGCCUUUGGUCUGCUCUAUAAAGUUGGAUAUCACAUCUGAAGAAUCAGUCAAAGCUGCUGCGGAAACAGCUAAAGAGGUCCUCGGCGGUAGCCUCGACAUAUUAAUCAACAACGCCGGCAACCUUGAGGAGUGGAAGCCCAUCAUUGAAUCUGACCCCAAGGACUGGUGGUUGACUUGGGAGGUCACCGUCAAAGGAACUUACCUCUCUUCGCGCUACUUCAUCCCCUUGGUUCUCAACUCGACCGUCAAGACAGUCAUCAACGUCAGCAGUGGCGGUAGCCAAAUGGUGACCCCCGGAGCGUCGGCAUACCAGGCCAGCAAGAUGGCUCUUUGCCGCAUCAGCGAGUUCAUCGACAUUGAAUACCGUCAACAGGGAGUAAUUUCUAUCUCGAUUCAUCCGGGUGGAGUAAAGACUGAGCUGGCGUUGAACCUGCCUGAAGAGUUGCACCCUCAUCUGACUGACUCGCCCGAGCUGCCCGCCGACACUAUAGUCUGGCUAUGUUCUGAGCGACGGGAGUGGCUGUCCGGCAGAUUUGUUAAUGUCCAAUGGGACAUGGAGGAAUUGGUGAAGAAGAAGGAGGAAAUUCUCAAGGGAGAUUUAUUCAAGUUUCGCAUGGCCAUAUGA
This is a messenger RNA of Fusarium coffeatum, 909 nucleotides long. RefSeq lists its product as uncharacterized. Lineage: Eukaryota; Fungi; Ascomycota; Sordariomycetes; Hypocreales; Nectriaceae. Gene Ontology annotation, cellular component: cytosol. The transcript has a single exon. Gene Ontology annotation, molecular function: oxidoreductase activity. The coding region runs from base 1 to 909 and encodes 302 amino acids. The record is from RefSeq and is a predicted model, not a curated record.